CGGGCCGGGCUGCUCCUCCUCGCCCCCCGCGGGAACGGGGCCUGCCUUGCUGUAACAUCGGGUUACGGAGGGGGCCGCUCUGGCUCUCAAACGCCGUGUUUUGGCGUGUCAUCUGCACGCCGCCCGUCCUGGGUGGGGUGCAGGAGGGCAAGGGCGUGCGGGAAGAAGGGGCUCCCGCCUUGGCCCUUCAGGAGGAGAGCCCAGCCCUGUUGGGAAGGGCUUUGCCCGCAGAUGGGAAGCAGGACUGUGUGUGCGGGGCGUAGGGCAGCGCUGCCUGGGCUCCAGCGACACCUCUGUGCUCUGGGACGGCCCUUGCUCGAGCCGGACGCUGCCCCUACGCCGUGGUCGCCCGGCAGUGUGAUGCGCUGUCCCGGGAAGGAUGACCCCCCCCACUCCCGGGGGGAUCCGCCGCUGCUCGCACCUCGAGUGUCAGCAGCAGAUAGCGGCGUUUUAUUUGGAUGUCUUCGGCGUCCGCGCCUCCUGUUGCACCUUUUCCAAGUGUGACCCCAGUUCUCCGCCUGGCAUGCAGCGGGAACUGCCGAACGUUUGCCGGGGUGCCGUCGGUGUGCCCCGGGCCAGGGCAGCAGUGCCCCUGGCUGGGCAGCGACUGGCCUCGGGGAGCACAGGAGGGAGCACCUGCACCUGUGUAACGGAGCGGGGAAAACAGACAUACCCUGUUCAGUGCUCGCUGUGUGAUCCAAAACCCGCCACGUCACCUCGUACCUCAGUUUCUCCAUCUGUGGAAACUAAGGUGAUGAUUGAGUACCUGCUUGAUGAUGUACCACUGAGGCUUAAGUCCUUGGAGGUCCUGGAUCAAGGGAGGUGUUGAGAGCUCAUGUGCACAGUGCUCACAGACCAUUAUUCCAGGCUCCGAGUCUUCAUGCUUUACUUAGAUGACCUCUGCAUCUCAAAAUUGCUUCAGAGUUUUUCCCUACAAAGAAGAAACCCAAGACAGCUGAAAACCAGAAGGCGUCUGAGGAGAAUGAGAUUACUCAGACGGGUGCAUGCAGCGCCAAGCCGGGCCUUCCCUGCCUGAACCUUGAAGCUGUUCUGUCUCUGAGCCCGGCCCUCAUCCACUUUCCACAUUCACCAACAAACCUGCACGCACACACAGGGUCAUCUGAUUGUAACAUCAGUUGCAAGGGGAUGACAGAGCGCAUUCAUAGCAUCAACCUUCACAACUUCAGCAAUUCUGUGCUCGAGACCCUCAACGAGCAGCGCAACCGUGGCCACUUCUGUGACGUGACGGUCCGCAUCCACGGGAGCAUGCUACGCGCCCACCGUUGUGUGCUGGCGGCUGGCAGCCCCUUUUUCCAGGACAAAUUGCUGCUGGGCUACAGUGACAUCGAGAUCCCCUCAGUGGUGUCAGUCCAGUCUGUGCAAAAGCUCAUUGACUUCAUGUACAGCGGGGUGCUGCGGGUCUCACAGUCAGAGGCCCUCCAGAUCCUCACAGCUGCCAGCAUCCUGCAGAUCAAGACUGUGAUCGAUGAGUGCACAAGGAUUGUCUCGCAAAAUGUGGGAGAGGUCUACCCAGUGAUUCAGGAUUCUGGCCAGGAGACACCCAGAGGAACACCCGAAUCAGGCACCUCGGGGCAGAGCACCGACACAGAGUCUGGCUACCUGCAGAGCCAUUCACAGCACAGUGUGGACAGGAUCUAUUCGGCCCUCUAUGCCUGUUCCAUGCAAAAUGGCAGCGGGGAGCGCUCCUUUUACAGUGGAGCUGUGGUCAGCCACCAUGAAACAGCCCUGGGACUCCCCAGGGACCAUCACAUAGAAGAUCCCAGCUGGAUUACCCGGAUCCAUGAACGGUCGCAACAGAUGGAGCGGUACCUCUCCACCACUCCAGAGACCACACACUGCCGCAAGCAACCGCGCCCUGUCCGAAUUCAAACCCUGAUGGGCAACAUCCAUAUUAAGCAGGAGAUGGAGGAUGACUAUGACUACUAUGGCCAACAGAGGGUGCAGAUCCUUGAGCGCAAUGAGUCUGAGGAAUGCACUGAGGACACUGACCAAGCAGAAGGCACUGAGAGUGAGCCCAAAGGGGAGAGUUUUGACUCAGGCGUCAGUUCCUCCAUUGGCACUGAGCCUGAUUCCAUGGAGCAGCAGUUUAUGGCUGCUCUGGGCCGGGAUGGGCAGCAAGAACCUUCUCAAGCAGAUCAAAAUGACGUCCCUGCUGAUGGCACUCAGCCGCAGCAGCAGCAGCAACAUGUAGAUGCCAACUCUUCCUCACCAGAGAGAAGCAAUGACGUUGAAAUGGACAGCAAAGUGCUCACAGUCAAUAACAGCACCGAAAAGGGGGCUUUGCAGCCUUCUGUCAACACAACUGUUGCCCAACCAUUGCCAACCACACAGAUCUACUUACGCCAGACAGAAACCCUCACCAGCAAUCUGAGGAUGCCACUGACUCUGACCAGCAACACUCAGGUCAUUGGCACAGCUGGCAACACCUACCUGCCUGCCCUUUUCACCACGCAGUCUGCUGGCAGUGGCCCUAAACCUUUUCUCUUCAGCCUGCCCCAGCCUUUAGCUGGCCAACAGACACAGUUUGUGACAGUGUCCCAGCCUGGCCUGUCAACCUUUACUGCCCAGCUGCCAGCCCCACAGCCCUUGGCCCCCUCUGCGGGCCACAGCACAGCGGGUGGGCAAGGCGAAAAAAAGCCUUACGAGUGCACUCUCUGUAACAAGACUUUCACCGCCAAACAGAACUAUGUCAAGCACAUGUUUGUACACACAGGUGAGAAACCACACCAAUGCAGCAUCUGUUGGCGCUCCUUCUCUUUAAAGGAUUACCUAAUCAAACACAUGGUGACGCACACCGGCGUGAGGGCGUACCAGUGUAGUAUCUGCAACAAGCGCUUCACCCAGAAGAGCUCCCUUAAUGUGCACAUGCGUCUCCACCGUGGGGAGAAGUCCUACGAGUGCUACAUCUGCAAGAAGAAGUUCUCCCACAAGACCCUGCUGGAGAGGCAUGUGGCUCUGCACAGUGCCACCAACGGCACGCCUGGAGCCACCGGCACCGGCGCGAGGGCUGUCCCCGCCGGGGUGGUGGCCUGCACGGAGGGGACCACGUACGUCUGCUCUGUCUGUCCAGCUAAGUUUGACCAAAUCGAGCAUUUCAACGACCACAUGAGGAUGCAUGUGUCAGACGGAUAAGUAGAAUCUCUCUCUCUCUCUUUGUUAUGAACAACAAAAAUAGAAACAACAAAAAAAAAAAAGAAAGCUAUGGCACUAGAAUUUAAGAAAUUAUUUUUGUUUCAUUUUUACCUUUAUUUUCCUCCUUUUUUUGGGUUCAUUUUGUUUUGUUGUUUUUGUACUACAUGAAGAACUGUUUUUUGCCUGCUGGUACAUUACAUUUCCGGAGGCUGGGUGAAUAAUAAUUUUCCCAGCCUCCCUCGGAUGGUGGCCUUAAGGCCAGGUAGUGCUUCAUGAGCUCCACUGGUUGGAUCUCUAGCUACUGGCCUCUAAAUACAACCCUUCUUUACUACAAAAAGCAAACAACAAAAAAAAAACCACAAAAAAAAUUAAAAAAAAAACAGACAGAAAAAUAUUAAAAAAAAAAAAAUCUUUUUUUCUCACUUGUGAAGAGCACUACAAAAAAAACAAACAAAACAAAAUAUACUACAAAUCUACAAGGCCUACUGUCAUUAUAAGUACACCGCUUGCAGUGUUUCAAUGGACAUAAUUCACAUUGCUGACCGCUUUUGGACUUCACAGUAUCCAGUUAGAACUGUGGAAUAUUUUGCUUCUGGUUGAGCAGCAACCAGAGGAAACAAGGCCCUGCUGGUUUCCACCACGAGUCUGCUUUUUCACACACACACGCAUCCACAAACACACAAAAGGGCUGAGGGGAAUGCGAGGCAGUGUGGCUUGGAUAGUGUGGAGUCCCUGGAGGGUGAGGAAAAAGAAUCAGAGGUUCCUCACCUGGAUUCUGCUCCAUCCCACGCUCUCUGGCGCACCCUCCCCGCUGCUUUUCUCGUACCACCACCACCACCUUAUAGCAGAAACCAAGAAGAUUCAGACAACGAGCAACGGUGGCUUUUUGUAAUUUAUUCAGUGUCUUCGCUGAGCACAGGGCCUCAGCACAAUCAAGAGGGACUUUCACAGAAGGCAAAGAGAAACACAGAGGAAAAUCAAAGAUAUCAGAGGUUGCAACCUAUGGAUCUAGGUACAAGAGAAGAGUUAGUUCCCACAGUCUUUGCAAAAAAAAAAAAAAGUUGCAUCAGGAUUUAUUCUUGUGGAAGAAA
Molecule: messenger RNA, 4244 nt
Organism: Chiroxiphia lanceolata (lance-tailed manakin)
Lineage: Eukaryota; Metazoa; Chordata; Aves; Passeriformes; Pipridae
Gene: ZBTB20
Product: zinc finger and BTB domain containing 20
Exons: 4
Coding region: 1147-3153 (668 amino acids)
Biological process (GO): regulation of transcription by RNA polymerase II
Molecular function (GO): protein binding; RNA polymerase II cis-regulatory region sequence-specific DNA binding; DNA-binding transcription factor activity, RNA polymerase II-specific
Source: RefSeq, a predicted model, not a curated record